This is a messenger RNA of Cannabis sativa, 2167 nucleotides long. Its product is annotated as xyloglucan-specific galacturonosyltransferase 1-like. The record is from RefSeq and is a predicted model, not a curated record. Gene Ontology annotation, molecular function: glycosyltransferase activity. The transcript has a single exon. Lineage: Eukaryota; Viridiplantae; Streptophyta; Magnoliopsida; Rosales; Cannabaceae. The coding region runs from base 230 to 2053 and encodes 607 amino acids.
AUAUGUAUUGUUGUGAUUGUGAUGUUGUCAACAAAUCUAUAUAUAUAUGUAUGUAUGUAAAAACUAAACGUGCAACCAAAUAUGGUGCAACUUUCUAAUAUACGUGCUUCCAUGUUUUUCAAUUAUUAAAGAACAAAUUAUAUGGAACCUCCCCCUACUAUAGAAAAACCAGAGCCAAGGCUCAACAAUCUCCAUUCAUUCACCAUUGUACUUCCUUAUUCCACCCAAAAUGGCCUUCUCUGUAUCCAAAAAGAAACCAAAAGUAGUUUCCAGUAAGAAAAUAGAGCUAGAAUCAUCAUCAAACCACUGUUGUAGUUCUUCUUGCUCAAUUCUACUAAGAAUUAUUUACAAAAUUCCCACUGCCAUAAUCUUGCUUCUUCUUAUCUUCAUUUGGUCUUCCUCCACAACUAUUAUCUCUGGAAAAAUUGUUCAUCUUUGUGUCUCUUCUCGAAAACUCAACGAUCUCUACUGUCUUUCUGCUGGUACACAGCCCAAACUGGAAGUCUCAAUACUUGACAACACUACUACUUUUGAUGGCAAUGUUGAAUUGAAGAAGGAAAAUGUUCUUGAUAAGCAAGUUGUUCAUGAAAAGAGUACUAGUUUUGUUGUUAGUACUAUAACUAAUCAUGCCAAUGUGGAAGUGAAGAAACAAAAUGGUAGUAAUGCUGAGCUAGUUUUCAAUACUAGUGCUAUUGCCAAUGUUGAAAUGAAGAAAGACAAUGUUGUUGAUCAACAUGAUGUUGGGGAUGAUUCAGACCCUUCUUUUAGAGAUAGUUUUGGCCAUGAAGGAGCACAUAAUGAUGAGCUUGAAAAGGCAAUGAAAAUGGUUAAUGAGCAACUUCAACUACACCGGUCAUGGCAAUCAGACAAAUAUAAUAAGAAAGGGUGUGUUGGGAAUGGAAUUUAUGUCUAUGAUUUGCCAACUAAGUUCAACAAUGACUUGGUUGGUCAAUGUGGGGACAUGGUUCCAUGGAUGAACUUCUGCAAGUAUUUCACCAAUGAAGGAUUAGGAGAGCCAAUUCCAAAGCUAGGGAAAGCAUGGUACAGGACACAUCAGUACUCUUUGGAGCCUAUUUUUCAUGCUAGAGUUUUGAAGCAUCCUUGUAGAGUUCACAAUGAGAAUGAAGCUAAGCUCUUCUAUGUUCCAUUCUAUGGUGGAUUGGACAUUUUGAGAUGGCAUUUCAAGAAUGUUUCCAAUGAUGUUAAAGAUUCUCUGGGGUUGGAGUUGAUGAAGUGGCUUGAGAAACAGAGACCUUGGGGUAGGAAUUCAGGGAAGGAUCAUGUGUUUGUAUUGGGAAAAAUCUCUUGGGAUUUCAGGAGAAAGGAAAAUUCUUGGGGUACAAGAUUCUUAGAGCUAGAGCAAAUGCAAAACCCAACUAAGCUCUUGAUUGAAAGACAGCCAUGGCAUGUAAAUGACAUUGGAAUCCCACACCCAACUUACUUCCACCCUCACUCUGAUCAAGACAUCAUCUCUUGGCAGACCAAGAUCAUCAGCUCAUACCGAAAACACCUAGUGAGUUUUGCAGGCGCAGCUCGGCCUGAUGCACCAGAGAACAUAAGGUCCAUUCUCAUCAAUCAGUGCACAUCAGUAGAUGAUCAAGACUGUCAAUUUCUUGACUGCAAUUCAGGUGGCUGCAGCCAACCCGAGUCUGUUAUCGAGCUUUUCAUGGAGUCUGAAUUCUGUUUACAGCCACCAGGAGAUAGCCCAACUAGAAAAUCUGUGUUUGAUUCUCUUGUAUCAGGCUGCAUACCAGUGCUGUUUGACUCAUUCACAGCUUUUUAUCAAUAUCCAUGGCAUUUGCCAGAAGAUCAUGCAAAAUACUCUGUUUUUAUUGACCAAAAAGUGGUGAGACAAAUGGAGGUUAAUGUGGUCGAAGUGUUGAUGAAGAUAUCUAAGAAAGAAAGGGAUGAUAUGAGAAGGUUCAUUGUUUAUGAACUUUUGCCUGGUCUGGUUUAUGGUGAUACAGAUUCUCAGUUUGAAAAGUUUCAAGAUUCUUUUUCUAUUACCAUGAGUAAUCUACUUGAGAAGGUCAGCACAUUGAAACAAAGCUGAUCAAAACUGUUCCUUUGUUUAUUGACUUAUUUAUUUAUUUUUUGUUUCUUGUAGUUCAAUAUACAGAGUUGAGGAACACAAUCAUAUAUUAUUUAGUUUGAUUUUUUGCUUAUA